CCGUCCGUCUAUGAGACCCCGCCCCGGCGCCAAGAUGAAAGACGAUUUUGCAGAGGAGGAGGAGGUGCAGUCCUUCGGCUACAAGAGGUUUGGUAUUCAAGAGGGGAGUCAAUGUACCAAGUGUAAAAAUAACUGGGCACUAAAGUUUUCCAUCAUCUUAUUAUACAUUUUAUGUGCCCUGUUAACAAUCACAGUAGCCAUUCUGGGAUACAAAGUUGUAGAAAAAAUGGACAAUGUGACAGGUGGCCUGGAAACAUCCCACCGAAGAUAUACGGAAAAGCUCACAGAGGUGGAGAGUGAUCUGAAGAAAUUAGAUGACCAAACUGGACAAAAAGCCUUGAAUACUAACACUGAACUGUCCAGCUUCAGAUCUGACAUUCUGGCUCUUCGUCAGCAGCUUCAUGACAUUGCAGAAAAAACUACCAGAAACAAAGAUACACUGGAGAAACUCCAAGAGUCUGGAAAUGCAUUAGAUGAUAGACAGAGCCAAAUGAAAAGUGCCUUAGACAGUAACUCUUUCAUGAUCAUCAGUGUUAAUAAGACUCUUCAGUCAUAUACUGGCUAUAUCAACAAUCUUCAACAAGACACAAGUAAUAUCCAAACAAACCUGCAAAACCAAGUGCAUUCUCAUAAUGUGGUCAUCAUGAACCUGAACAACUUAAACCUGACUCAAAUACAGCAACGAAAUCUUAUCAGUGUCCUGCAGAAGUCAAUGGAAGAUACAAGCUUGGCUAUUCUAAAAAUCAAGAAUGACUUUCAAAAUCUGCAGCAGGUUGUCCUUCAAGCCCGGAAGGACACUGACUGGCUUAAGGAGAAAGUACAGAAUUUACAGACUUUGGCCGCCAACAAUUCAGCAUUGGCAAAAGCUAACAAUGAUACCCUUGAAGACAUGAACAAUCAGCUCAGCUCCUUCAGUGGGCAAAUAGAGAACAUCACCACAAUUGCCCAAGCCAACGAACAAAAUCUAAAGGAUCUCCAGGAACAGCAUAAAGGAUAUGAAAACAGAACUGCUGCCAAAUUCAACCAUCUAGAAGAAAGGUUCCAAGUCUUUGAAACCGAUAUAGUCAAUAUCAUUAGCAACAUCAGCUACACUGCUCAUCAUCUACGGACACUGACCAGCAAUCUCAAUGAGGUCAGGACAACUUGUACAGACACCUUAAGUAAACAUUCAGAUGAGCUGAUUUUUAUGAACAGCACAUUAGCCAAUAUUCGCAUAGACGCUGCAUCUCUCAAGGUGCAACAGGAUUUGAUGAGGUCAAGGUUAGAUGUUGAAGUUGCCAAUUUGUCAGUAAUCAUGGAAGAAAUGAAGCUGGUGGAUUCCAAACAUGGCCAGCUCAUCAAGAACUUCACUAUCCUACAAGGUCCUCCUGGUCCCAGGGGACCUAAAGGUGACAGAGGCCCUCCAGGUCCUCUUGGCCCCGCUGGCCUAAAAGGACAAAAAGGAGAGAAAGGAGAGCCUGGACCACCAGGACCUGCAGGUGAGAAGGGCCCACCUGGGCCAGCUGGGCCACCAGGAGAAAAAGGAGGGAAAGGUUCAAGAGGAUCGCCUGGCUCCAAAGGUCAGAGGGGUUCUCCCGGCAAGACUGGUCUGCCUGGACCAAGUGGAGACCCAGGGCCACCAGGUCCACAAGGCAAGGACGGUCCACCUGGGCCUCAAGGCCCACCAGGAUUUCAAGGCCUGCAAGGAACUGUGGGAGAACCAGGGGUACCAGGACCUCGAGGACUACCUGGACUACCUGGAGUCCCUGGGCUGCCUGGUCCAAAGGGGCCACCUGGCCCACCAGGGCCACCAGGUCCAGGGAUGCCAAUGGCACUACAGAGUGAACCCACAUCAGUGCCCGAGGCUAAUGGUUGUUCUCCUCAUUGGAAAAACUAUACAGAAAAGUGCUACUACUUUUCAAUUGAAAGAGAAAUUUUUGAAGAGGCAAAGUUAUUCUGUGAAGAGAAAGCAUCACGUUUGGUUAUCAUCAACAACAAAGAGGAGCAGCAAUGGAUAAAAAGGCAGAUUUUUGGGAAAGGCAGUUUCUGGAUUGGACUAACAGAUUCAGAGAAGGAAAAUGAAUGGAGAUGGCUGGAUGGAUCCUUACCAGUUUACACAAACUGGAAAACUGGGCAGCCUGAUAACUGGAGUCAUGGGCAUGGGCCAGGGGAAGAUUGUGCUGGGUUGAUCUAUGCUGGGCUCUGGAACGACUUCUACUGUGAAGAUGUUAACAAUUUCAUUUGUGAAAAAGACAUGGACAAAGGGCAAAUAUUUGGCGUGUAAUAGGCUGUGACUUUACAGAUACCUACAUAUUAUGAAAAUCUACGUAAAGAAGAAAAUCCUGGGAGAGAGCAGCAUCAACUUCCAAAAUUAAAUAUUAAAAAAAAGAAAAAAGCAAGCACUGAAAACUGAUUUAAAAGCAUAAAGGAAUUUAAUAGCAACUCUUCUCCAGCAUCCUGCAAUUAUUCAAGGCCUUUCAACCCACAGCAUCAAGAAAUACCGUUGGACUAAUUCUGUUAUAGGUUUUCUUCCCAACUAGUAACCACGUACAUAAGCAACUUGCGUCUUCUGAGAAAAGACAUUCCAUCAAUCUGAGUAAGACUGUUGGUCACUCAUAUAGAAAAACAUAUAAAACAACUGUGUAAACAGUUGUUUCAUUUGCUAAAAUCCCAAAUGUAGGAAAAUUAUACAGAUACACGAAUAUAUAGAUUUUAUAUAAAUAUAUAUAUAUAGUCCAACUCUUAUCAAUAAUAUGGAAUAUACUUUUAAGAGCUUUUAAAACUUUGUAUUUUUGUACAAAAUAUUUGCUUUUUACAAUUGUUCUCUUUUUUACUGACUUUUUUUACAAAUAUAGUGCACAGGGGCCAAAGAAAACAAUAAAGGUACUAAUAAUUCAUUAAGGUUUGCUGUCAGGCCUAGCUCAGCAGUAGAGAAAUAUUUUUCCAUUUAGAAAUAUUUGUACUUUCCCAGAUGAUUUGUUCUGGUUAAAUAACUUUUAAAGCGGAUUUUAGGUAGUGUUUUCCUUACUCUAUGCAAUCUAGUCUGCGUGUGUAACAAUUAGGUUGACUAAGGACUAGAUACUCAAUAGCUCUGAUCACAGCCAGUGUUCCACUGACCAUGUUAAUAAAAGCUUUUCCUCCCUUCCUUCCUUCCUUUCUUCCUUCCUGCCUGCCUGCCUGCCUACCUGCUUUCCUACCUUGCUGCCUUUCCGCCUGCCUUCCUGCUUGUCUACCUCCCUUCUAUCCAGCCUGCCUGCUUUCCUGCCUGCCUGCCAUCCUGCCAUCCUACAUUCCUUCCACUCAUGAGAAAAUGCCACAGAAGUAAAUCACCAGCUUUUGAGAAUGAUUUUGAAAUGUUUUCAUUCCUUCUCCCUUCUUGUAAGGAAUUCUGCCCCAGUAGGUGCUACACAUACUGCAAGUCAAGCCCAGCUGAGAGACUUUAUGGAAAGAGAAACAAAGAAGCUGCACACAUUGAAAUGUGUUUGUUUUUAAGACAGAUUUCAAGAUCUGGUAAGAAGGACAUGCCAUACUCAACUUGCACUUCUCCUAAGUGCUUUGUAAACCAAUCUCUCUGUUUUCUUGGACCAGUACUUCUCUCCCAAACAAAGUAGAAAAUAAAAUAUGCUGCAAAACAGAAGAAGAUGAUAUCAUUACGCAGCCAGUUUCCUCCACAGUCCCAUGUGCCGUUGUCUAGGCAGCAGCGUUGUUUAUCACGAAUUAAAAAAAUUAGCAGUUAAAUUCAUUAGCAGAAACUCUUGUAUUUGUUCCCAGUUUUUAUACUCUUUGCAUGUCCACAUGCUAUAUGAUGAAGGAAGUAGUUUCGGCUUCUUGGGAAGGAGAAAUGUUUUUCCAUUGCCUCCUGACCUGCCGUUUACCUUGGCUGAAUGCAGAUAUAUUUGUUGAAAUACUCCAGCUCUGUUGGAAACAGACAAGAUUUUGUACUUCAGAUUUUCAAAUAUUGCUCCUAAACCCAACCAAUUAAAGACUGCUGCUUCCCUAUGUCUCACAGUCUCUCCAGUAUUUUAAAUUUGAAUUAUGAUUUUCUUUAAAAAUACACAAAAUAUUAGAUUUGGGAAGCUGUCCUGUGGGUACAAAUUAGAUAUGAGACAGGAACAACACGAAAAUUGCAGAUGCUUAAUUAAAAGUGAGAGGUCUGUGCAUUUCAGCUGCAGAAACCAUGCCAUCUUGGAGGCAGGGCUUUUCUUCAGACAGUCUGGAUUUCCUGAGGCUUUUCUUUUGGCUUUUUCAUCAGGUUUUGAAUACAACUUGAUUCUACCAUACACUCUUGUCAUGCUGUACCUGGGAGUCGCAUGUAGAUGCAUUCUGUACUGUUUACAUAUAUAUUUACACAAUGUCUAUGGAGAUAAUGUUAAACUGCUAAUUUUGGAUAAUGAGUUAAAAAACUAUUAUUUUGCAUGCCCAGAGAGCCUUACAAACCCUGGUGAGUGGAGCCUUGCAGAGCCACACAGAAAUAGAAGCACUGCUACCUUUGUUUUGAAUGUUGGUUUAUUUAGGUGAAAUAACCCCCUUUGGAGCAUCUGCCACAUUAAAUGACAUUCUUCCUGCUUUUUACUGAUAUCAUAAACUUCUCUCACCAAAAGAAGCCAAUGAGAAGCCCUGUUUAAGCCCAAGCUGUACUGCUUCCUUGCCCCGAUUUCAUCCUUCUCUUCCUUCAGCAAUAGCAGUGAUGAUACAUAUCAAGAUCAGAUGAUCCAAGAGUCAUCUAAUGUCUUCCAGUCAGAGGAGUGACAUGCUAAGGACAUCGAGAAAUGAAAUGUGACUGGACUUACACCUUCUGUUCACACAUUUGAAUGAAAGACUGCAGCUGUGCAGCAAACUGGCUGGAGAGGGGUGCUGCAGUUGCAUGCCUAGCAUGUCCAGUCAUCCUUAAAAAGUGUCCUGAGCAACCAGGUGGACUGAGACAGACCAUACUUUUGACCUAGUAUUCCUGCAGGAGGGAAACAGAGGUGUUAAGUGGCAACAAAGAUUGAAAUCACUGAGAAGGCCAAGGGAGUGUUAAGACAGCUCAGGAACCUGUCACAGAACAGACAGAUUGGCAGGGAUGUGAGCGGGACACCAGAAUGGGCCAAAAAAUUGUCAUGAAAGUCAGUGGCCACUCUUUAGUGGGAAAACAUCCCCAUUAAAUCUGUUUUCUGUAUGGUUUGAGUGAUAACACGGCUUGUUUGGAAAGUUUUAAGUGAGAGGAAAUUAUUCUGUCCCAGCUCAAGUUUUGGCCUUCUUAUGCACAAACACUGUAACUUGUACUGAGCACACAUUCCCAUCAUCCUUUUUCUUGUUUUAGAUCAAACUAAAUGCAAGUUCAUAUACCCUGGUAAGCACUGAGACUUUGGGAAGAAAAGGAGGAAAAGGCAGAGAGGGUAAAAAGUCAUUGUGAUGUACAUUCAGUGCUGAAUUUCUUAAUGUGAUUUCUGACUCAUUUCAUUAAUUUAUUUGGAAACACCUUCAGCUGAUUAGAGCUUCUAAAUUUCAAACUCUCAUUCUCUUCGAUGUCUAUAAAUAAUACCUGCAAAUGUUCCAAUAAAGGAAUGACUAAGUGGAGA
Manacus vitellinus (golden-collared manakin) is the source of this 5540-nucleotide messenger RNA. RefSeq names its product collectin subfamily member 12 (gene COLEC12). Gene Ontology annotation, molecular function: low-density lipoprotein particle binding; pattern recognition receptor activity. Bases 11 to 2263 code for a protein of 750 amino acids. The transcript has 10 exons. Lineage: Eukaryota; Metazoa; Chordata; Aves; Passeriformes; Pipridae. The record is from RefSeq and is a predicted model, not a curated record.